AUGGGUAGCAUAACAGCAACUACGUUCCAAGAUCCUUUUCAAAAAGUCCCAACGGGCCGAACUGAUGGCCUCGCAGCUCUCGUUGGGAAGUUCCGAGAGGAUACCGAUCCCAACAGAACUGAUCUCCUUGUGGGAGUGUAUAAAACGGAGGAGGGAAAGCCGUACGUGUUGCCGAGUGUGAAAGAGGCAAAGAACAGAAUCUUCAAUGAUCCUGAUUGGCAUCAUGAGUAUCGCCUUUCCGCUCUAGGUUCCCAGCUUUAUAGGGACUUGAGCGCCAAUUUGCUUUUUGGGCCUGACCAUCGUCUUUUGCGGGAGAAAAGGAUAGUUUCAACCCAGACUCUCGGCGCAAGUGGCGGAUGCCAUGUCGGCGCAGUGCUGUUGAAAAAUCAUUAUGGACCGUGGAAGGAGAAUGGAAACCCCGAGAUUUUCCUUCCGAGCGACUCCUGGUUGAAUCAUCCUUUCGUAUUCACGUCUGCGGGAAUUAAGGCUAGUCUUCUGCCUUAUUUUAGCAGCAAGACAAACAAUUUCGAUUUUGAGAGGUUUUCAGAGGCCAUCAGAUCGUUGCCAGCUCAAUCCGUCGUGCUUCUCCAGUCCGGUGCCCAGAAUCCAACUGGAUGUGAUCCAUCACCGGAUCAGUGGCGAGAGUUGGCCUCGAUCUUCUCCCAGCGCGGUCAUUUGGCAUUCUUCGAUGCUGCAUAUCCCGGAUUUGCCUCGGGAGACAUUGAUACGGAUCUUGCCGGUGUUCGUUUGUUUGCCGAGCAAGAAAUCCCGCUUGUUUUCGUCUCAACAUACGGCAAAUCCUUCGGGCUUUACAGCGAGCGCGUUGGAAUUCUCUCGAUUCUUGUUCCAAGCGAAGAAGUGGGGAAGAACAUAGAAACGCAAUUGAGACUACUCGCACGAGCGGAGUCCGGCGCACCGCCCGAUUUCGGGUCCAAGAUUGUUGAAACAAUUCUCUCGGAUGAGACUUUGGAGCGCCAAUGGCGGCAGGAAGUGCGCGAUAUGGCGAACGAACUCAAGCGCCGUCGAGUUGCGCUAAGGGAAGGAUUGGAGAAAUUGGAAACACCAGGUAGCUGGCGGCAUCUCACUGAUCAGAACGGAAUGUUUUCAUAUGUUGGACUGUCCGUGGAACAAGUCACUAUUCUCCGAGAGAAGCACCAUGUUUAUCUUCAGGACUCUGGGAGAAUAUCUAUCGCUGGGCUCAACGACUUCAAUAUCGAUUACACUGCUCGCAGCAUCAGUGCUGUCGUCAAAGCUACGACUUAA
This is a messenger RNA of Penicillium roqueforti, 1263 nucleotides long. RefSeq lists its product as uncharacterized. Gene Ontology annotation, cellular component: cytosol. The coding region runs from base 1 to 1263 and encodes 420 amino acids. Gene Ontology annotation, molecular function: L-aspartate:2-oxoglutarate transaminase activity; pyridoxal phosphate binding. The record is from RefSeq and is a predicted model, not a curated record. Lineage: Eukaryota; Fungi; Ascomycota; Eurotiomycetes; Eurotiales; Aspergillaceae. Gene Ontology annotation, biological process: L-aspartate biosynthetic process. The transcript has 7 exons.